Messenger RNA from Saxophila tyrrhenica, 1545 nucleotides. RefSeq lists its product as uncharacterized. The record is from RefSeq and is a predicted model, not a curated record. NCBI's taxonomy places the organism in Eukaryota, Fungi, Ascomycota, Dothideomycetes, Mycosphaerellales, Extremaceae. Gene Ontology annotation, molecular function: carbohydrate:proton symporter activity. Gene Ontology annotation, cellular component: membrane. Gene Ontology annotation, biological process: transmembrane transport; carbohydrate transport. The transcript is spliced from 5 exons. Bases 1 to 1545 code for a protein of 514 amino acids.
AUGGUCAGACACACCUCCGGCGGCCGCCAGUUCAACUGGCUCAACCUCCUCACGAUCAUUGCCAUGUCAUUCGGCAGCAUGACCUACGGCUACAGCGCCUCUAUCAUCUCCACAACUCUCUCCCAGCCCAGCUUCAAUGCCUACUUCGACCUCGAUACCCGCUCCGAUGCGACCGCCCUGAUAAGCACGAUGAAUGGACUCUACCAAGUCGGCGGCUUCCUAGGCGUCUUCACCGUCUCUUGGUUUGCGGAUAAGUGGGGAAGGCGUGCUGCUAUCGGCGUCUCGGCGUUGAUCACGCUUGUGACCGGUGCGUUACUGGCGGGUAGUGUGAAUGUGGCCAUGUUUAUUGUCGUCCGAUUCUUCAGCGGUGCUGGAGCGUUCAUGAUUCUGUCGGCGGUGCCGAUCUGGAUGAACGAGGUGACUCCUCCGCGUAACCGGGGAAUGUUGGUUGAUAUUCAUGGGGCGGCAUUGUUGUUCGGAUACUUCUUGGCGGCCUGGGUUGGAUACGGCUUCUUUCACCUCGACUCGCCGAAUGCUUGGAGAGCACCAUUGGCCUUCCAAUGCCUCCCCGCCCUCAUCGUCCUCGUUGGCCUCCCUUUCAUGCCCGAAUCCCCACGCUUUCUCCUCAUCCACGAUCGCUACGACGAAGCCGCGGCCAACCUCAAACGACUUCACACCUCCGACGAAGCGGCUGUUGAGCUCGAGCAGAUCUCGCACCAGAUGCAAAUUGAUCGCACUCUUCCCUCCAGUUACUGGGCUCUCGUGACAAAACCCUCGUACCGAAAGCGUACGCUGCUAUGCCUUGGCACGACGUGCGGAAUUCAGUUCUCGGGGAUUCUGGUGAUUAAUAACUAUGGUCCGAUCCUGUAUGGGAAUUUGGGGUACGACGUUGACCAGCAGUUGGUUUUGCUUGGUGGGUGGUUGACGUUGGCUUUCGGAUCUGGUGUGCUGUCGCUGUUCUUGGUGGAUCACUUUCCUCGGCCAAAGUUGAUUGGGGGUGGAAUCGCUGCGUGCAGUGAGUGUGAUCGUAUGAACGAACGAGAUGCUGUUGAUGCUGACACUGUGUUAGUGGUUUGUCUGAUCAUCGAAUGCGCGUUGGUUGCGGAGUUUGUAGGCACGACGAACACAGCUGCGCUAUCUGCUGCUGUGGCUAUGUUUUAUAUCUACGUGAUCUUCUACGAGCUCACUUUGGACGGGCUGCAGUUCGCAUACAUCGGGGAGCUCUUCCCUACGCAUCUGCGGGCUAAAGGAAUGAACAUCGGGGUUGCCGGUAUAUGCUUGAUGAACAUCAUCUGGCUGCAAGCUGCGCCUACCGCGUUUGCCAACAUCGGAUGGCAGUUCUACUUGUGCUUCAUCAUCCCGGGCUGCUUGAUGGCAGGGCUGAUCUACUUCACAUUCCCCGACACGUGGGGCGUGCCGCUGGAAGAGGUAGCAGCUAUGUUUGGGGACCACGACGAAAUCUACGACGCCUCGAAGCAUGCAAAGGAAGAGAUUAAUGCUGAACACAGUGAAAAGGUCUCAGUGGAUGACAAGUCGGCCGUUUGA